CGGGGCCCAUAUUCUUAGGGCUCCGCGUUUUUCUCCUGCAUCUGGAAGUGAGGAUAGUGACACUCGCCGGAGGAGACGAUGAGUGACUCCGUGCCGCGAUUUCACCGCUGUCUUGCUCUGGGGACUCUCUUCAUCAUGACCUCUUUCGAGGAAGCCAAAACAGAGGAAACAGUGACGUGCCUCCACCUGACCUUCUACCACCCUGGGCAGGAGGAGAAGAUGAUGUUCCGCUGCCUGAAUUUCUGCAAUCGCGAGCAGGUCAGGGCGGACGACACGGCCAAGUUCGGCCGCGAUUCCAGCGUCUGCCGCUACAACCUGAUGGACACCCGCGUCUCCCGCAUCCAGUUCUCCCUGCAGUUCUACAGGAAGCUCCACACCUCGGAAUGUGGCUUUGAGAUAAAGAACUUGAGCAAGAAAACCAAGCUGACUGUCAACCAAACAGAACUGGGUCAUUUGAAUAAAAUCGACCUGCCCUGGAAGUGCGUCAUCUGUUUUGGGGACUACCAGAUCCUAGCAGAGAUUCAAGAAGGGGAGUCUGUGGAUUAUUUUGAGACUCACUUACACUUGGCUGAAGCACCCAUCUUACAAGAAAGGUGCCUGCCAUCCCUGCAGCCUAUACCUGAGAAUGGAAUUUCUCCUUCCUUAUUUCUUCCCCAAGGCAAAAGCCCCACAGAGAUUGAUGAAAAUGAGCUGUGCUAGCAGGGAGGAGGAGGCUGGAUCAGGUUUUGGAGCCUGUACAGCUUCCAACGUAGACAGCUCUUACCUCAGUCCAGUGUUCUUGGUGGUGCUCACUGACUGCUGCACAUCAGUCUUCUUUUCUUGGUGUUUUCAGCAGAGGCAUUCCAGAACACUGUUCCACAGAAAUGAAUUCCUGCCGCUGCCUUCACUGAGGCCUAAGGACUCUCUGAUGCCCAGAAAGGUGUGGGAGACAGAGUGUCACUCAAAUCCAUGGCAGCAAGGUCAACCCCAGAACCCUGGCUAGGUGCCUUGAAGGGAUGUUUAACAGGCAUUAAUACAGAGCAUGCACAGCAGCGUUGUGGUCCUGGCCAAGAGGUGACACUGUCUUGUUGCAUAUUGUACUUUGUGCUUUGCUUUGUAGACCAAAUUCCAAACAGUAUUUGCAAGCCUAGGUUGUAACUUCACAGAUUUUGCAACUUAGAAACACUUUGUCCUUUUAAGCUUAUGUUUUUAUUAGCUUCAAAGCAAGUUUUUUUAUUUCUACUUAUUUAAUUAACAUAUAUAUAUAUAUUUUUUGCAAGUUAACUACUUUUGCUUGUCAUGUAGACAAAGAUGUAGCAUCAAUGAUCAUGGUCUAUAAAAAUCCACAUUAAUUUUGUAAUAAAAGCAUUUUGUUCCC
Sturnus vulgaris (Common starling) is the source of this 1357-nucleotide messenger RNA. It is a transcript of the gene TIFA, whose product is annotated as TRAF interacting protein with forkhead associated domain. The record is from RefSeq and is a predicted model, not a curated record. Gene Ontology annotation, biological process: positive regulation of canonical NF-kappaB signal transduction. Lineage: Eukaryota; Metazoa; Chordata; Aves; Passeriformes; Sturnidae. Gene Ontology annotation, molecular function: protein binding.